AUGGCACAAGCACUGCCAUGUGUGUCAACCUGGUGCCAAAUCGCUUGGAACCCGCCAGCAUUGGGGCAAGCUCCCAAGGGCAGAGCAGCUUCUCAUCGUCCCACGGGCUUAGCAAGUCUCUCCCUGGGUGUGGCAGCACUGAGCCGCAUGCAGUAUCUGCGGAAUAAAAGGCACGCGCGCGCAGGCAGGCCUAACCUGUCUGGGCCAGCAGUUCUUCGGCAGAGCUCGGCGGAGGAAUCUGGCGACGCGCUGAUCCCCCCAAUGCCUAUGGGACGCUUGGUCACCAAGGGAAGUACCACAGGACUUGAAUAUGACCCUUUUGAUGCACCGGAGUUCAUCGAGGAUGAACAUGGCGGAGGCAUCUUCAGCUGGAUGCCCGUCACUGCAGAAGGUGGAUUGUUGCCAGAGGGCGAAUACGAUGAGCAGUCCUUUGAGGUUCCGGCAGAUCGUAUUGAGUACUUGCAGGGAAGCGGAUGGCUGCAAGCAAAGGGGGAUGAGGACUACCGUGCCUACAUCGUGGGCGAGGUCUCCGAAGCGCAUGGCCGCAAGUGGCAGCGUAUCAUUCUGAAAGGGCGCAAGGAGUCUGUGCACGAGGGUGGCCUGCGGCUGAUGGCACCCCAGCUGCAAGCAGGCAUGGUCUUCGAAUGCCCAACAGGUGCUGCAGGUAAUCUUGUGUGA
Molecule: messenger RNA, 678 nt
Organism: Symbiodinium pilosum
Lineage: Eukaryota; Dinophyceae; Suessiales; Symbiodiniaceae
Source: the annotation of a GenBank genome assembly